Dunckerocampus dactyliophorus (ringed pipefish) is the source of this 3107-nucleotide messenger RNA. RefSeq names its product mRNA-decapping enzyme 1A-like. The transcript has 9 exons. Gene Ontology annotation, molecular function: enzyme activator activity; mRNA binding. Gene Ontology annotation, cellular component: P-body. The record is from RefSeq and is a predicted model, not a curated record. NCBI's taxonomy places the organism in Eukaryota, Metazoa, Chordata, Actinopteri, Syngnathiformes, Syngnathidae. Gene Ontology annotation, biological process: deadenylation-dependent decapping of nuclear-transcribed mRNA; deadenylation-independent decapping of nuclear-transcribed mRNA; positive regulation of catalytic activity. The coding region runs from base 848 to 2146 and encodes 432 amino acids.
UGCGGGAGCAAGCUAGCAACACAAACAUCCAAGAUGGAGACUGCAAACGCUGGACAUAUGAUGAGUUUAGCUGCUCUACAGAGACAAGACCCCUACAUUAACAAAUUGCUCGACGUUACCGGCCAGGUGGCCCUCUACAACUUCAACUCCAAAACAAACGAAUGGGAGAAGACUGAAGUUGAGGGCACCCUGUUUGUCUAUACAAGGUAAGUAUGUAAUUGUGUAUUUGUUUGAACAAAUUCUAGCAUGUAAACAUAAUUUUACACGGUGUUUAAACUGAAAUCUAUAUACCGGUAUGCAAACAAAUGUGCUCUCCAGGGCUUACUGUCAGCCCUGGAUUCCCAGAAUACAGUGGAAUCUUGUUUUUUUGGAAAACUUUUACCCCGGUUUUCGUACACUGUCUCUGGUAUCGUUCAGUAUUGCCCUCAACAAACUGUUGCUGUGAUACCCUUUGGUACAUUGCUGUACAUUUCUUGUUUAUUCGGUCAUCGGUCAUCUUGGUUCACACACUGAACACCGAAUCUUGCGAUACUAGUGUAACACAGCAUCUUGCAAGGUACAUUUAUUUGCCAAACUUAAAUGAGAAUGUUACCAAAACAGAGCACCCUAUGCCCUAUGUUAUGCUUACUGUCUGUGCAUUUUUAUUGAGAACGACGAGAACAACCUGCCAUGGGGCCAAAGAGAGUUGUGAGCACGAGCAGUUUGAUAAAGAAAGUGAGAACCAUGAUUCAAUUCAAGAAAGAAUUCAUUGCAAAGUACGAAGCUGGCAUCCACGUGGCCUAUCUCGUCAGGAUAUACAAGAAUUCCGCAUCAACAGUCUGCUUCCCCUUACCACGGCUUCACCAUCAUGAACCGCCUGAGCACAGAGAACCUGGUGGAGCCUAUCAACAAAGACCUGGAGUUCCAACUACAGGACCCUUUCCUACUCUACAAGAAUGGCAACAUGGGUAUCUACAGUAUUUGGUUCUAUGACAAGAAGGACUGCCAUCGCAUCGCUCAGCUGAUGGUCCAGAUUGUAAAGCUUGAAGCCGACCAUGCACAAAGACAUUCCCCAGAGAAGGCGGAGCCCAGGCGGACCAAUGGCGUUGCAGAACCGCGGCCAAUGGACAUACUGGAGCUGCUUAGCAAAGCCAAGGAGGAAUACCAGAGGGCGCAGUCAGGUGAUGCUGACACAUCUGCAGAGUUGAAUGCGAAGGCAGUUUUAGACCACACCCAUACCUCCCAGGAGUCUGAUAAGAAGACUCAUACAAUGGUGAAGCAGAUCACAAUUGAGGAGCUUUUCGGCUCAUCCAUCCCUAAGGACACCUCUCUGCCUGCCAUGCCGACACAAAAUCCCGCCCCUGCGUCCGGUGACCCCUCAGCUACAUACUCGCAGAACCAGACAUACCCCCUUCCACCUCACCAGAAUCCUCUCCGUCCUCCCCACAUCACUGCCCAGGAUCCUGGGUCAAAGCAGGUUCACCAAGGCCAUGGCCUGCUCCCAGCCUCUUAUGCAAUACAUCCCAAACCUGUUUUCCAACCAGUGGACCCCAGGUCCGACCCCCAGCCUCUGUGCCCUGUCUCACCUCUCAUGGUGCCUCCAACUGGUCAGGAGGCCCGAACUGCUCCAGCUGGGCCCACAGCUCAUCGGGCUUAUAUGGAACAAGAGAUACUCGACUCACUCAAACCGUCAGUCCAGUCGCUGAAUGUGGAACUCCACAAGCCUGUCCUGGCGCCCAAUUUCCUGCCAAGCACUCUGGUGCCGCCCCACAGCUUCCAAGAACCUGUGGGUAGUAAACCAGUCCUCCGGCUUACACAGGACAGGGAUGGUCUGUCCAAGGCCCCAAACCUGAUCAAGCCUAUUUCAGCUGUCCCAGUGAGCCCCGGUCUUGCCAUGCCUAGGCCGGACUCCUCAGUGCUCCUCUCCCCCAGCGCCUUCCAGCAGUCCCUUAGCAAGACGGCGGCUGUAGCAGUGGUCCCUCCACCCCCUUCCGAACUCCCUGUCACCUCUGUACUGGGUGUCGAGCCUCCACAACAGCCCUGCAGCAAAGCCCAGUUGCAAGACAUGCUAAUACACCUCAUUAAGAACGACCCGGCCUUCCUGGGAGCCAUUCACGACGCUUACCUACAGAGUGUGUCCAAGGACUUCAGCGGCAUGAAGCUAUGAUCCUCCUUCAGCCACAACAAGCAGGUGCUUGUGGGAGACGAGGACAUCCCUCUUUGCUGUUGGACCUCACAAUUUAACCCUUCUUUGUCUUACUCUUCAACAUUGCUGUCUUCAGGACUACUGCAGGAGAAAAGGAUAUGAUGACACUUUUCUAAUGUGGCCUUUGCUUUCAUAAUCUAUACCAGGGGUCACCAACGUUUUUCCUUGUGAGAGCUACUUUUACAGAAUGAAAAUGGCCAAGAGCUACUCAUUUUUGUAACAUUUAUUUUCACAGCUUAUUUUAAACCCAAACAAAGCGAAUAUGCUUGUUUUACCAGAACAUUAACAAAAUGCUGGUGUCCACAACUCACAUUUUGUAUUUCAGAAUUCAUUUCUUUCUACUGUUCUUUCAUUAUUAACUGAAAACCUGAAUGAAAAGCAGGCUUGCGGGCACUUCAUGUGGUCGUGGGGGGCUACCUGGUGCCCGCGGGCACCACGUUGGUGACCCCUGCUCGAAAUGUUCACACUGAGCGCCACGUACUGGGAGCUGGUAUAUGAGCUUUGACAAUGUGCUCGUCCUUUUGUGGACUCUCUGGAAGCUUAUUUUGAGACAAAUAGCCCCUUUAGGAGACCAGUAAAAGUGACCCCUCCCUGAAAGCAGUGUACAGUGGAACCUCAGUUAGUAUACGUCCCGGUUAGCGUAGUUUUCAAUUUAAAUUGAAAACGUACAAAAAAAUUGUGUGCAUACAUUUCCCACUUAUCAUACAAUGUGGCGCGCAUCUUGUGUUAAUAAAAUGCGCGAGUCCAACUGUUUUCAUAAUGUAUUUUUAUUACAAAAAGGUUAGCAUGCUCUCAAAAUGGAAACCUGGACUGGAAGUCAUUGUCUAUGACGUCAUCAGCGGUUGACUCUGUAGUACUUUGCAAACUAACACAGUUACAUAACAAGUCUCUGCUUUUCUUAUUGAUCACUGCUGCGAUAUAA